CGUUUGGCUUUCUCAAACAGAGGCAUAUUUUGUGUUGUGGCGUUCUUUGUGAAAAGCUUAUUUUAAAAUGCCAAACUGCAACAGCAGCAAAUCCUCAUCGUCAACUUCAUCUUCGAGUUUAUCCCGAUCAUCCUCUUUUUCGGAAGACUGUGACGACUCCAUGGCUGCUGUAACAUACUGCCCAAAAUCACCACAGCAAGAAAGUGAUAGCGAGGAUAGCAACGAUGAAACAUUUAAUCCAUCAGCCAAUUCUACGACUGUAUUCCGCCCACUUUUGGAGAAUUUUCCGCGUGACACCGCUAGUACAGUUGUGCAGCAAAGUGUUGAUAGCACAUCAAUUUCUUACGCGGCACCAUCACUCAGUAAUUCACAACCUGGCACUUCAACUUCAAAAAUGGUAAGUUCUUCCAUAAUUCCAAAUAGUCCAUUGAAAAAGGGGAAAAAAGAGCAAAACAGCCAGAAAAAUGGAAGAGAAAAAUCAUAAAAAGAAAAGAAAUAGUGGAAUGGAGUAUGAAUCACACACGCUGAUGAAAAAAGUUAAACCUGCAAGACAAAUGAAAA
Rhagoletis zephyria (snowberry fruit fly) is the source of this 561-nucleotide messenger RNA. RefSeq names its product suppressor protein SRP40-like. NCBI's taxonomy places the organism in Eukaryota, Metazoa, Arthropoda, Insecta, Diptera, Tephritidae. The record is from RefSeq and is a predicted model, not a curated record.